Ceratotherium simum simum (southern white rhinoceros) is the source of this 4124-nucleotide messenger RNA. RefSeq names its product POP1 ribonuclease P/MRP subunit (gene POP1). NCBI's taxonomy places the organism in Eukaryota, Metazoa, Chordata, Mammalia, Perissodactyla, Rhinocerotidae. Gene Ontology annotation, cellular component: ribonuclease MRP complex; nucleolar ribonuclease P complex. The record is from RefSeq and is a predicted model, not a curated record. Gene Ontology annotation, biological process: tRNA 5'-leader removal.
CUGGCUUCGUCCCCCAGAGCUCCUGUCAGAAAUGUCUAAUGCAAAAGAAAGAAAACAUGCUAAGAAAAUGAGAAACCAGCCCACCAAUGUGACUUUAUCCUCUGGCUUCGUGGCUGACAGAGGUGGAAAGCACCAUAAUGGAGGUGGAAAAACUUUCCAAGCUCGAAAACAUGAGCCAUAUUCUGGAACUUCACAGCAACGGCAAACCAAAAUGACCCACCAUGCACCACCUGAGCCUGAUGUGAAUGAACAGUCUUGCUCUAAAGUAAUGUUUAAAAAAAAGGGAGGAUGGAAAGCAGGUUCCGAGGGCACUUCUCAGGAGAUUCCCAAGUAUAUAACUGCUUCUACUUUUGCUCAAGCCCGAGCUGCUGAAAUCAGCACUAUGUUGAAAGCAGUGACCCAGAAGUCUUCUAAUUCACUGGUUUUUCAGACUCUGCCACGGCACAUGAGACGAAGAGCCAUGAGCCACAAUGUCAAACGCCUUCCUAGACGGUUACAGGAGAUUGCCCAGAAAGAGGCAGAGAAAGCAGUACAUCAGAAAAAAGAACAUUCAAGAAAUAAGUGCCAUAAAGCUCGAAGGUGUCACAUCAACCGGACGCUAGAAUUUAACCGUAGACAAAAGAAGAACAUAUGGUUAGAAACUCAUAUCUGGCACGCCAAACGGUUUCACAUGGUCAAGAAGUGGGGCUACUGCCUCGGGGAGAGGCCCACGGCCAAGAGCCACAGAGCCUGCUAUCGAGCCAUGACUGACCGUUGCCUCCUUCAGGAUUUAUCUUACUACUGUUGUUUGGAGUUGAAGGGCAAAGAGGAAGAAAUACUAAAGGCACUGUCACCAAUGUGUAGCGUAGACACAGGAUUGACUUUUGCCGCAGUUCACUGCUUGUCUGGAAAGCGCCAAGGUAGCCUCGUGCUCUACCGGGCAAAUAAAUAUCCCAGAGAAAUGCUGGGGCCUGUUACCUUUAUUUGGAAGUCUGAGAGGACCCCUGGUGGCGCUUCGGAGAGCAGGCAGUUGUGGAUCUGGCUUCAUCCAACUCUCAAACAGGAUAUCUUAGAGGAAAUAAAAGCAGUGUGCCAGUGUACGGAACCCAUCAAAUCUGCUGUCUGCAUCCCAGACCCCCCUCUGACACCAUCCCAAGAAAAAAGCCCAAUGGAACUGCCUGAGGAGAAAAUUGGCAGGAAAAGAAAACGGAAAGAUGAUGGAGAAAAUGGUAACCCAAUUAAAAAAGUCAUUGGUGACGGAACUAGAGAUCCACAUCAGCCAUAUUCUUGGAUCUCUCCAGCCACAGGCAUUAUAAUCAGUGAUUUGACGAUGGAGAUGAACAGAUUCCGGCUGAUUGGUCCACUUUCCCAUUCCAUCCUCACUGAGGCACUGAAAGCUGCUUUUGUCCACACCGAGGGAGAGGACACAGAGAAAACACCUCACCACUGGUGGAUUGAAACCUGUAAGAAUCCGGAUAGCGUCUCCCUUCAUCACAGACAAGAAGCCAUUUUUAAACUGUUGGGAGGAAUAACAUCACCAGCAGAAAUUCCAGCAGGUACUAUUCUGGGACUGACAGUUGGGGAUCCUCGAAUAAAUUUGCCUCAGAAGAGGUCCACAGUUUUGCCUAAUCCAGAAAAAUGCCAAGAUAAUGAGGAAGUUAGACAGCUCCUUCUGGAGGGUGUGCCUGUGGAGUGUACGCAUAGCUUUAUUUGGAACCAAGCUAUCUGUAAGAGUGUCACAGAGAAUAAAAUCUCGGAUCAGGAUUUAAACCGGAAGAGGAGUGAGUUGCUGGUGCCCGGGUCACAGCUUGUUUUAGGUCCCAGUGAAUCCAAGAUACCUAUACUUCUAAUUCAACAGCCAGGGAAAGUGACUGGUGACGACCGACGAGGCUGGGGAAGUGGCUGGGAUGUCCUGCUCCCAAAGGGCUGGGGCAUGGCUUUCUGGAUUCCAUUUAUCUAUCGAGGUGCAAGAGUUGGAGGAUUAAAAGAGGCUAUAGUGCAUUCUCAGUAUAAAAGGUCACCUCACAUCCCAGGUGAUUUCCCAGACUGCCCUGCUGGGAUUCUGUUUGCUGAAGAGCAAGCUAAGACUCUUCUUGAAAAGUACGAAAGACGCCCUCCUGCAAAACGGCCCAACUAUGUUAAGCUUGGCACUCUGGCACCUUUCUGUUGUCCCUGGGAGCAGUUAACUCGAGACUGGGAAUUAAGAGUCCAGGCCCAGGAGGAAUUGUCCGUAGCUUCCUGCCCAGGUGGUGAGGAGAGUGACCUGAGAAGAGACGAUGUGCCUUGUGCUCCCCUGCCUGAAAUGACUCGUCAGCUGUCCGAUGAAGUGGGUUCAUCCCUAAAUGACUCCAGUGAGCCCGAAGGAGUAAUGGACACAGAGUGUCCAGCCCAGGCGGGGACUGGGUGGGUAACGGGCGAGGACCGUCUCCUUUGCGUUCUUAGGAGCAGACCAUCACUGAAGCAGCUGUCAGCCUGGUGUGGGCCUAGCGCUGGGGACGGUCGGGUAGCCCGGCGAGCUCCUGGCAGAGAGCAGCAAGAAUUGACCAGAGAGGCCUGCCUGGCCAUCUUGGACCGCUUCCCUAGGGCCCUGGUUUGGGUUAGCCUGUCCCUGCUCAGAAAGGGCAGCCCCGAGCCACACACCAUGAUCUGUGUCCCAACCAAGGAGGACUUCCUCCAGCUCAGUCGGGAUCGGCUUUACUGUGGGCCCCAGGAAUCCAAGCACAGCGACCCAUUCAAGAGCAAGAUCCGGGAAGAGAAAGAGAAGAAGAAAAUAGAGAAGAGGAAGAACCGAGGGCAUGCUGUGUCUGAGGGCCUGGUGGGGGAGGACUCUGCAGCUGGGCGCCAAGCUCUGACCCUGGGCUUGUGGUCAGGCCCUCUCCCAGUUGUGACUUCUCACUGCUGCAGAGUUCUCCUUGGCUUUGUCACACAGGGAGAUUUUUCCAUGGCUGUUGGUUGCGGAGAAGCCCUGGGGUUUGUUAGUUUGACAGGCUUGCUGGAUAUGCUGUCCAGCCAGCCAGCAGCAGAGAGGGGCCUCGUGUUACUGAGGCCUCCUGCCUCUCUGCAGUAUCGAUUUGCAAGAAUUGCUAUCGAGGUGUGAAUGCUGGUUCACAUCCUUGCAGGGUAUAGAUAAUAACUGUGUUUGCCAAGUCCUACAAUUGGAGAAUUUUGUUUUCACUAUCUUGUUUCAAAAUAUGUGAAAUUCCUUAGAAACAAGAAUAAAAACAUUAUGUAUUAUGCAAAUAAAGUGUUUACAUCAUACCAGUAAUCUCAUUGAUUUCCAUCUUUCCCUGUCCUUGCUGUAAUACUUUAAAAUUAUUUGGCAUAUAUAACCAAAAGCUUUUGCAUUUUGAUUUCUUGGUCUGUGUAAUUCUUGCUGAAAAUAAUGCAAAGCUCUACAUUUUCUUGUCUCCUUUUUUAUUAGGAGCAAAGGGCUGUCAAAUCUGUUUGAAAAACUUUGUAGUCAUGUGAUAAGCAACGAUGGUUGUGUAAUGAUUUGAUGUUACAGAAGAGGAAAGGACUGUAAACAUCUGGCCUCUGUAUGUGAACGAUGGGCCCCGUCUGGGCUGUGUUCAAUGCUCUACUGUAAUCAGCAUGCCUAGGAAAUGGUGGGAAAUUGAUUGCUGCCCCUCCUCAGGCAAGCUCCGUUUAUGGCAGAAGUGUUGGGGUAGAAUUAGAAUGGGGGUCUGUGAUUUUGUGACUCCUUGUCCUUUUUGUUGUUGACCAACACUUGAUCCUAGGAGUUAAUUUUUCUGUGCUUUUUGUUUCUGCAGAGAAUUUCUCAAAGCCAUACAGAAGCAUUUCUCAAAAUAUGUUCUAUGAAAUGUGUUACCUAAAAAAAGAGAUUCCAGGUCAGAUUGAUUUGGGAAACUCUGGGUUAAAUAGUUAAGCAUUUCUUUUUAAAGGACUUCUAGAACCUUCCAUGUGAUGAUGUACAUUGUGAAUCUCCAGGAAGUGGAUAAUAUUUUCUAAAUAGUAUUUUCUAAAUCUUUUUGAUCCCAAAACUCCUUUUAGAAGGAGCCCUUUGUAGCCACUAGUGUUCCUUGGAACAUGCUUUGGGAAAUGUGGCUGUACAGUGUAGUGCUCACCUCUGCAAGGUGGUAACUAACACGACAGGCUGCUUUUAAACAUAAAAGCAGUCACGUUGU